This is a messenger RNA of Prosopis cineraria, 1120 nucleotides long. Its product is annotated as histone H3-like centromeric protein CENH3. Gene Ontology annotation, molecular function: DNA binding; structural constituent of chromatin; protein heterodimerization activity. Gene Ontology annotation, cellular component: nucleosome. The coding region runs from base 70 to 969 and encodes 299 amino acids. NCBI's taxonomy places the organism in Eukaryota, Viridiplantae, Streptophyta, Magnoliopsida, Fabales, Fabaceae. The transcript has 2 exons. The record is from RefSeq and is a predicted model, not a curated record.
CAGCGCAGAAUCGUCGUCUCCUCAUUCCUCUUUCAACUCUCAAGCCAAUACUGUGAUCAAGCCCUUCCGAUGGCACGUACUAAGCAAACGGCCCGUAAGUCCACCGGCGGCAAGGCUCCGAGGAAGCAGUUGGCGACCAAGGCUGCUCGGAAGUCUGCUCCUGCUACUGGUGGCGUGAAGAAGCCCCACCGUUUCAGGCCAGGUACGGUGGCGCUCCGUGAGAUCCGAAAAUACCAGAAGAGCACGGAGCUUCUGAUCCGGAAGCUUCCUUUUCAGCGUCUGGUUCGUGAGAUCGCUCAGGACUUCAAAACGGAUCUUCGAUUCCAGAGCUCUGCCGUCGCCGCCCUUCAGGAAGCCGCCGAGUCUUACCUGGUUGGACUCUUCGAGGACACUAACCUUUGCGCUAUUCACGCUAAGAGGGUCACUAUUAUGCCUAAGGAUAUUCAGCUUGCGAGGCGUAUCAGGGGUGAGCGUCACCCAAUCGUCGUUGUUUCAUCCGUCUCAAAUCUCUCUUCACUUUCGUUUUUCAAGAUCAUAUACUUUGAUCAAAUCCUUCCAAUGGCGCGUACCAAGCAAACGGCUCGUAAGUCCACCGGCGGCAAGGCUCCGAGGAAGCAGUUGGCGACCAAGGCUGCUAGGAAGUCUGCUCCGGCUACUGGCGGUGUGAAGAAGCCCCACCGCUUCAGGCCCGGUACGGUGGCGCUCCGUGAGAUUCGGAAGUACCAGAAGAGCACGGAGCUUCUGAUCCGAAAGCUUCCUUUCCAGCGUCUGGUUCGUGAGAUCGCUCAGGACUUCAAGACAGAUCUCCGAUUCCAGAGCUCCGCCGUCUCCGCUCUUCAGGAAGCCGCCGAAGCUUAUCUGGUCGGACUCUUCGAGGACACUAACCUUUGCGCUAUUCACGCUAAGAGGGUCACUAUUAUGCCCAAGGAUAUUCAACUUGCAAGGCGUAUCAGGGGUGAGCGUGCUUGAGAUAUGAGAAUUCAGUUAGAGUUGUAUAGUUUAAUGUUUAAUCGUCAUAGUUCAUGUGACUUAGUUGGAUUUGCCUUUUGGAGCUUUUUUGUGGGCAAUCGCUGAUAUAAUGGUUUCAUCAAUGGAAAAUCUAGUCUGUUCAAUUAUAUUA